This is a messenger RNA of Nycticebus coucang (slow loris), 3195 nucleotides long. RefSeq names its product spermidine synthase (gene SRM). Lineage: Eukaryota; Metazoa; Chordata; Mammalia; Primates; Lorisidae. Gene Ontology annotation, biological process: spermidine biosynthetic process. The transcript is spliced from 8 exons. The record is from RefSeq and is a predicted model, not a curated record. Gene Ontology annotation, cellular component: cytosol. Bases 130 to 1038 code for a protein of 302 amino acids. Gene Ontology annotation, molecular function: spermidine synthase activity.
CCCCGCCCUACGGCCAGGGUUAGGUUGCGGCGCGGGCGGCGGGCGGAGCUGGUCCCGUUGUGCUGCGGCUCCGCGCGGCCUGCAGUCCCGGGCCCGCGUCCCGCGCCCAGCGCCGCCCGCCCGCCCGCCAUGGAGUCCGGCCCCGACGGCCCUGACGCCUCCGGCCCCGCCACCAUCCGCGAGGGCUGGUUCCGUGAGACGUGCAGCCUGUGGCCGGGCCAGGCCUUGUCGCUGCAGGUAGAGCAGCUGCUCCACCAUCAGCGCUCGCGGUACCAGGAUAUCCUCGUUUUCCGCAGUAAGACCUACGGCAACGUGCUGGUGCUGGAUGGCGUCAUCCAGUGCACGGAGAGGGACGAAUUCUCCUAUCAGGAGAUGAUCGCCAACCUGCCUCUCUGCAGCCACCCCAGCCCCCGAAAGGUGCUGAUCAUCGGGGGUGGUGAUGGGGGUGUCCUUCGGGAAGUGGUGAAGCACCCCUCCGUGGAGUCUGUGGUCCAGUGUGAGAUUGAUGAGGAUGUCAUCCAAGUCUCUAAGAAGUUUCUGCCUGGCAUGGCCAUCGGCUACUCCAGUUCAAAGCUGACCCUCCAUGUAGGCGAUGGUUUUGAGUUCAUGAAACAGAACCAGGAUGCCUUUGAUGUUAUCAUCACUGACUCCUCAGACCCCAUGGGCCCUGCUGAAAGCCUCUUUAAGGAGUCCUAUUACCAGCUCAUGAAGACAGCCCUCAAGGAGGAUGGCAUUCUCUGUUGCCAGGGUGAGUGCCAGUGGCUGCACUUGGACCUCAUCAAGGAGAUGCGGCAGUUCUGCAAGUCCCUCUUCCCAGUGGUGGCCUACGCCUACUGCACCAUCCCCACCUACCCCAGCGGCCAGAUUGGCUUCAUGCUGUGCAGCAAAAACCCGAACACCAACUUCCGGGAGCCGGUGCAACAGCUGACACAGAAGCAGGUGGAAAAGAUGCAGCUGAAAUACUACAACUCAGAUGUGCACCGGGCAGCCUUUGUACUGCCCGAGUUUGCCCGAAAGGCCCUGAACGAUGUGAGCUGAGCCUAGGACCACCCAGGACCUGGAACCAGGGAGCCUCCAAGGUGCCUGGGCCCUCCAGCCCCAGACCAGACCUGCCAGCUGCCACCCACCAACCAAGUGUUACAGGCCCCAGGAUGCUGGGUGGACUGUGUGUCUCUCUGGGGCAUCCAGCCUCCAUGCCUAUACCAGCUGUGUACAGCACCUCUCUUUGCCUUUGUUCCCCCUCAUUCACCAAACACGUGUAUUUAUAACAAAGUUUGGAAUCCCGUGUUCCCUGACCUUGACUGGGCCCACACAGAGGCCACAUCAGCCAUCUGGUUCUCCUGGGUGUAGGUCUGCAUGGGCCCUGGUAUCUGGCCUACAAGUGUCUGCUGAGAGGCUAAACUAUGGCAGGGCCUUCCCUGUGUAGCCUUGGGCCCACCCUUUGACUUGUGGCACAGAGGGACAUGGCAGUCAUCAAACUGGACCCAAAUCUGUCCUGGAAAGCUGGUCAUUCCUUUACCAAGUCCCUCCCAAGGCCACAGUGAAAGCCCCUACCCAGGGUCAGAGAUAGGGAUUGUAAAGAUCAGGGUGAGGCUGCCUCAGAGUAUCCUGAGAAAACGGCCACUAAGAAGAUUAAGAAUACCACCCAGGUAUUCUAGGGUGGGUGCUGGAGGAGACCCAGAAAGUCAGGAUGGGAAGCUGAACCCUGGUCCAGGUGACAGAGUGCCCUGACUCCUCAGCGUUCAGAGCUGGUUCACAUCUUGCCUGUCCCACUCAUGGGUACCCUCUGGCAAAUUCCUAGCAACCCCCUUCCCAUGUGGAACAGGCUGAGAAAGCAGGUUGGGUGGCCACUGCAUGGAGACAGUGCUGUCCCCUCUCCAAGGUGCUGAACUGCCAGUUUCUGGUUCUCCAGGGACCUCGCCCCGUCUUGGAAGACCCAUUACCAGGACCUGGUGUAGGGAAGGGGUGGCCUCCAGCCCAUUCCCACCUUACAGGGGAUGGCAGGCAAAAGACCUUUCUGGAAAGGCGGCAGUUGCCAGCCCCUUUCUCCACUCUGAGCAGGGCUGAGCCAACCUGGGAGUUAACCUGAGAGUGAGGGCCCUGGCUCAGCUGGGAAUGAUCCUCAGGUGUCUGGAAUAACGGGGGAGGAGGGGAGCGAGGUCCAGCUUUUUCACCAACUCUCCCUCCCACCUGGCCCACCCCACCCCACAAGUAUGUUCAGGCCUAUGACUCAGCAGAUCUGACCUCUGGCUCACCUCCAUUACACCCCUAACCCUGGGGCAGUUUACAGUGGGCUGGGGCGCUGGCAUCUGCUACAAGGUCUCCCCACCUGCAGGGGGGCCUGAGGGGAGCCAGUGGGAACCAAGGGAGGCCUGGCAGGGCCGUGCACUAGCUCUGUGGAGGGACCGGGCAUCCUAAUCUUCACAACCACCUGUGAGGAAGGGACAUUACCACAAAACUGACCCGCAGCUGGGGCCACUAACCCCAGCCUGGGCCCAGCAGCCUCUACAGUUCAGCUCUGACAGCCUGGGCAGGGACAAUCUCUCCAAACAACUGUCACCAGCCCAGAGCAGGUCCAUCUGGAUGGUUGAGGCCAAAAAGGUUCACACUGGAUUUGGAUAAACAGAAAAAGAAUGGAGGAGCCAAAGGCCACUGUGACAUGCCCUUUAUCUGAGGGCCUUUCCCCAGAAGCCAGACCUGGUAGUAAAUCUCAACACAGCCUCCUGUCAACUCUGUGACCUGGAGUCACUCAGCUCCCAUCCACAUGGUAAGAUGGUGGCCGAGGCUUGCCUGUUAACAAAGCUUCAAUUAGAAGCACGUGUGAUAAUCAGGAUCACCUGUCAGGGCUACGCAGGCAGGGAGCUGGCGCCCUGGUUGCAGAAACAGCUGGAGACCAUUUGCAACCCUGAGUGCAGUGACCUGGAGGUUGAACUUGCCUGCAGCUGCUGCCAUGCACAAUGCCCGCACUCCUCAAAGGGAUCUGCAUUGGGGAUGAGCCCUGAAUCCCACGUCUGGCUGGUCUACUGAGGAAGCAGCAGCUUAGGUGAGGACAUGACCUGAGUCCCCCUCAAGUCCCAGAAACCUUGGAGGGGGCUGUGAACAGGCCCCAUUUAUGGUACCGGGAAUAAAAUCAAUCCUAUCUAGUUUUUUUUUUUUCCAUUUCAUGUAUUUAUCAAAAUUCCUUAUGCUCCUGGU